This is a messenger RNA of Paramecium sonneborni, 1473 nucleotides long. NCBI's taxonomy places the organism in Eukaryota, Ciliophora, Oligohymenophorea, Peniculida, Parameciidae. The record is from the annotation of a GenBank genome assembly.
AUGUCCAAAGAAGUUGUAAUAAUAGAAUAAAAUGCUAAUUAAAUAAAGUCGUCUUUCCAAAGAUGGUUGGUCCUGUUAUCAUAUUCAAUCAUAGCGUAUAAAGAAAUUGAUUAAAUUAAUAGGAUGGCUAAUGUAAUGUAGUUAGUGAGUUACAGCCCAAUUUGGGAACAAGCAGCUAUAUAUUAUGGUAUCCCGUCAGAAGACUUAUAAUGGAUAGGAAAUAUGUAUUAUAUCACAUUUUUCGUUCUGGCACCAUUUUGUAUAAAGCCUCUUUUAGUAAGAUUAGAUAUAAGUAUGCAUUUGAUUGGGAUCCUUAGUGCAAUAGGGUAUAUUUUUUUCAUCAUCUAAUUUUAAAGGGCAUGGAUUAUAUGGAUUGGAGGAUAAUCAUAUUAGAUGACUAUGAUAGGCUUAUUCAUAAUUGGAAUUAGUGAUGCUAUGAUUUUAAUAGUUCCAGUUUGUAAUUCAGUUCGUAAUUUAUUAAAGUUCUCUCUGAAAAAUGGUUCACUAUAUAUGAGAGAUUGUUAGCAACUAGUCUAGGUAGUUUUUUCCAAUAUAUUGGAAUGGCAUUUGCUUAUGGAUUUUCUUCAUUUUAUUUUGAUAUUAUGGAUGAAUAAAGUAAUAUAAAUAGAAAAAUUGAUGAAAUGAAUUUGAUGAUAGCUAUUUUCAAUUCGAUUGGAGCAAUUCUUCUUAUUUUGUUUUUUAGAAAUAGACCCCCUCAUCCAGCCUCGAACUCGGAUGUAUCAAAUAUAUUGGUGUAUAAAGAAUAUAGUGAAAGACACAAUAAUGAAGUCUACUAUCAAGAUGAUUACGAUGGAACAAUCAAUAAUCGACUUAAUGUCUUUAGGGAUUUGUAAAUAUAUAAAAUUAUUAAUAGUUAUUGGAUUUGGCUGGGUUUAUACAACUAUUAUAUCUUUUGAAUUGUAUCAUUUUGGUUACACUUAAGUAAUUAUAAAAUAAUAAUAAAUAAGACAGAAGUUGCAAUAAACGGAACUGUCUAUCAAAUAUCAGGAGUAAUUGUUGGCCUGUGGGCUUCGAAAAAAUUAGAUUCAUAGGCCAAAUAGGGAAUUUAACCUGAUUAUGACAGAUACAUAAAAAUCUUUACAAGCAUUGGAAUGAUCGCUUUGAUUUUAGAAGCAUUUAUCUUAGAAUAUUUAUAAUUUUGGAUGCUGAAUUUCAUAAACUUUGCCAUGGGUGUGGGUCUAAAUUCUUUUUAUCCCAUAGCAAUAUAGUCUUAUAUUGAAAAACUUUACCCUGCUUAAGAAUUAGUUUUGGUUACUGGAUUAUUAUGUUUAGCAAAUGUAUUUAUUUAAAUAAAAAGUAAAGAUGGUUGGAUUUGUUCUGAAUUACUUGAUUGUUUUGCCUGAAUUCUCAUAAUUUGGAUUGUGGAUAGGAUGUUUAACUAUAACUCCAGGUUAUUUAUAUAUCUUGUUAAAUUAUAAAACAAAAUAUCGAAGAUUUGAAUAGGAAAUUUGA